UCCCUAAUAAAAAAGAUGUCGCUAAAGCUCUUAUACCUCUUCCUGUUCCUCUCUUCUACCCUUGCAAUAGACUCAGAUCCUCCAAUCUUGUCAAUCACGACUGAACUAGUCAAGCAGAAAUCUCCUGAAAAAUCCCUUCGCCAAAAUAUCACCGUAAUGAGUGACUCUAAGCCGACUACUUUCUUUUUGUGAAAUAAAGAAUUCUGUACAUGCAAGAACACCCCAGUCUUCACUGAAAAACACACCACCCAAUACCGGAUCUUCACGGUUACCUCUCCUACAGACUUGAACAUCCCCAUAAAGGCUACUCUGUUCAACUAUUACUACCCAGACAUGAACGACUCGAUUGUAGUCCAGCCUGAAAUUCUGAAGCUGGAGGCAGGCCAGCCUAAAGAGUUUAAACUUAUGUACGAACAAACCAGAAAUAAGGAACUUGAGAAAAUAGUCAGGGUAGAGCUUGAUGAUGUCAGGUUUGAGUAUGUCAAGCAAUGAUAUCUGGACCCACAGAGAGAUGAGAAAUAUCUUUAUGCAGCAGCAACGUUAUUGGGAAUAGCUGUAGUGGUGAUUGCUAUAGCCGCGAAACAAGACCAAUUCCAGUUUAUACAGGAGUCAGGUGAAGCUGAUAUGUACGAAAUUCAGAGCUUGAGUGUGAAGCAGGUUCUCGGAGUCCUAGCAAUAGCUUCUUGUGUCCUUUUUGGGUUUUAUCUGAUGAUCAAAUUCUUCUCUCUGAUAUGGCUUGUCACUAUCUUUUUCCUAUUUUCUAUCACUUUUCUAUUGAUUCCUCUUUUUGCUGAAGUAAUAGACUACCUUGCCAAAGGUAAUGUGUAUUCCAUCUGCAAUCUUGCGAUAAUGAAAGAAUCCGUGAAGUUAAAAUUUAUUGCUUCUACAGCCAUUGCUGUUUCUCUGGUGCUCUAUUGGUAUAUUACAAGAAAUUGGCUUGCAUGAAAUCUAAUCGGAUGUCUUUGAGUCAUCGUUAUCCUAAAAAUGAUGAGAUUAAAUAAGCUCAUGCCUGGCAUCCUUCUUUUAUCUGCCUUGUUCUUUUAUGACAUCUUUUGGGUCUUCCUAUCCCCUUACAUCUUCGGUGGAGAGAGCGUGAUGAUGGUAGUAGCUACAAAUGUUGAUCUUCCUGCUAAGCUCCAGUUUCCUCACUAUAAUUUUUCUACUAUUUUUACAGGAGCUAAUCCAUUUGUACCAUGAGCCUUAAUCGGUCUGGGAGAUCUAGCAGUUCCAGGAUUUUACAUUAGUUAUAUCUCAAGAUUUGGGGAUUAUAUGAAUGCUAAAGUCUAUCUGAUCAGCCACCUUAUUGCUUAUUUUCUAAGUAUUUGUGCAUGAAUCUAUGUGAUUUCCCUCGGAAAUGGAGGUCAGCCAGCUUUGCUAUACAUAGUCCCUGCUUUAUUUAUUGCAACUUUCAUAGUCGGAAAACUCAGGGGUGAGAUGAGUGAUCUCUUCGAAGGUCUCCCCUCAGCCCUCGCAAUCAAGAGAACCACUAUUGAAUAUGACAAUAACGAGAUAGACCAUGACAGCAGUGAGUUACACGAAUUCAACUUGAGUGAUGAGGAUUAAGAUUCAACA
Messenger RNA from Moneuplotes crassus, 1572 nucleotides. The record is from the annotation of a GenBank genome assembly. Lineage: Eukaryota; Ciliophora; Spirotrichea; Euplotida; Euplotidae.